UUCAAUUCAUCGAGAUCUCCCAGGGCAAGACAAUCGGAUUCCGGUUGCUUAUAGUCUGUCUCUCUUCCAUACGUGACCAGUUUCAGUAUUCCGCACGCAGGACAACGCCACUUUUUUUUCGGGAUAUAAUGUGCCCCCCCCCCCCGGGAAAUUCCAAUAUAUUCCACCUUCCCGGUCUCUGUGGUAUUUCACACACCGGACUCUACCUGGCAUCGACCGGAUUCAACAGACGGAGAGAAAUUAGUUCUCGGUUGUCUCUUUUUCUCUCUCCCCCCUCUCCCUCCCGCAACCCAGCGCUGUUUUGUCCAGGUCUGUGCCUCUCCCCAGUAACCGUGGAAAAAAAAAAAAAAAGAGAAAGAAAUACGAGCCAGGUCAGGACUCUGCGUUUUAAAACGGACUGGUUGGCGAUGCUUGUUGGCCUGGAACCAAAACAAAUACUCAAUUUAAUUAAUAAUUAUAAUAGCAGUUGCUCGGGCCUUUCAUAGUAUCCUGUACUCCUUUGACCAGAAGCGGAGUUGGAGCUGAUGGAUGUUUGGCUCUUGAAUGAAUGGAGCUCUUUAUACAUACAGAGAAUAUUUGACUCCCCAAUCUGGAAUACAAAACUAGAUCUGUUCAUUUAUUGAGUAGGGGGAGAAAAAAACCCCACCAACAACAACACACACACACAAAAAAAAAAACCCAUGUCACAACCAGAUGUAAACGCAAAUCCUGUAUCGAUCUGUCCGCUGUUUCGUGAAGCUUUCGGACGUGGACGUCUGCCCCCCGACUCCAGCGUCUUUAUCCUCCCAAGCACACGACGGGGGCUGUGUUUCUCGCCUGCACCGCUCCGGAACCCGAAAAGUCUUCCUAUCCCGCUGUCGGCUCCGUCCGUCUCCUGGACGCGUCUGUCUGUGUGUGUGUGUGUAGCGCCGGGGUCCACACGGAUGUCACCCUGUUCGGCCAGCCCUCCCCAACCCACCCCUGCCCAUAAAUUGGAGCCCCGUCCUUUGUGAGGAACGAUCUACCUGGCGGGGUCCCAAAGCAGGUCAGUGCCACCGCUCCUAUCCUCCGGCUCGGGAAUCUGUUAUCCUCAUUUGAAGAAGUGAAAAUACGAACGGUCAGCGGGUUUUUGUUUGUUUCUUUGCACCGUCUACCAGGACCCCUCCACUAUAUAUAUUUUGAAAUGUGCGAGUACGGUGUCUCUUUCAGCGGCACUAAAUUACGUGAAAUGCUCGACGGCCGGACCAGCGAAAUAUCCCAUGCCUCUUUCCCGCAGUCCUCAAAAUUCCUCUCUGGAAUUGAAAUUAUAUAACUGGAGAAAGUGAUGGAGCAUUUUUAUUGGAUUUUUUGGGCUUCCUGGCUUGAUCCCUUGAGGCGGCUCCCCAUCCCCUUGUGCGGCAGCUACCACGGCAGGAUUGUAGGCUCCCCUCCCCGUCUCCGUCUCCGGAUUGUGCAGGAGGUCUGGCGGCGGCUCCAGCCGGGACUGACAGCACGGGCUGAGCGAGCGCUCGGCGCAGAACCUCUCUCCUCGAGUUCUCAGCCAUCUGAUUGGCUGCCGGGACAAAAGUUUCUGUGGAGACGGCCGAGUCGUGACGUCACAGAAAGAAUUGUCCCAUUUAGGGAUCCAGGGCAGUGCGCAUGCUUCUCCUGGCAGGUUGGUUCGUGGGAUCCCUCGUGCGAGGCAGGCAGGCAGGCAGGCAGGCAGCACUGCGCUGGCAAGACAGCGAGGUGGCAGAAAGGAGCGAAAAUGCAGCCUGUCUUUCUGGACGGUCGGCUGUCCUGUGAGCUGUGGCACUCUGCAGCCCUCCCACAUGUUCUCGGUACGUGUCCUCUCUCUCUACUUGUAUCCUGAACCUUCCAGUCCUGCGCAGAGAAGACCAUGAGGGGAUCGGAUACGAAUAUUCAGAGACACUGACGGAAAGUCAAACCGGUGGAUUUCUCCGGAGCAAAUGGUAAAGCACAAACCGGAGGACACUACGUGGAAGUGCAUUUAAUCCUGAGAGCUAAAGGCACUUCCUUGCCCGGAGAGUAGCGAGAGUCUGGAGCAGGUUACCCAGCCAUGUUAUUGAAGUCGAGACCCUGUCCUUUUUCAAGAAACAGCGGGAUAAGAUGGUUGGUCCAAUCAACUAACAACUAGAUGGGCCAGAUGACCUUCUCUGAUUUGUAACCUUAUGUUCUUAGAUAGCGGAGCACGUACAGAAAUGAGAUGCUUGAGCAGGGAAGGCAGGUUCAUUCUGAAGCCGACAGGAAGCCAAGCACACACUCGAAGUGUCCCACAUGGAUGAGGACACUGCAGAGCAGUUGUUUACCCACAGGCGACAGAUCGCACGCAAAACAAUAACCACCGUUCUGAACGGAUACGGCUUCUGAUCGUCUGUUGGAGAGGCACGCCACGUCCUGUGAACGAGAGCUUUUGCCGGCACAUAUUUGUUGAGCUCUCGGAUGACACUGGUGUGACUGAGCUCCAGACUGCCCCUGCUCAGCGAUGACUGUCAGGUUCCCGUUAAUCAGCAGAAUGAUUGAGGACCGUGGACGAAGGGGCAAUACCAUGGCAGACAGAAGACAGCUGUUUGCAGAAAUGCGAGCACAAGAUUUGGAUCGCAUUCGAUUAUCAACCUACAGAACAGCGUGCAAGCUCAGAUUUGUUCAAAAGAAAUGCAACUUACACCUGGUUGACGUUUGGAAUGUUAUCGAGGCCUUCCGAGAAAAUGGUCUGAACACAAUGGAUCCCAACGCGGAGAUCACUGUGGCUCGCCUGGAAGCAAUACUGUCCACCAUUUUCUACCAGCUGAACAAGCGCAUGCCGACCACUCACCAGAUCAACGUGGAGCAGUCCAUUAGCCUGCUGCUCAACUUCCUGCUGGCGGCGUACGACCCGGAAGGCCAUGGCAAAAUCUCAGUCUUCGCUGUGAAGAUGGCUUUGGGAACAAUUUGUGGAGGAAAGAUAUUAGACAAAUUAAGGUAUAUUUUCCCACACAUUGCUGAUGCCGGAGGGGCGAUGAUAUGUUCGAAGUUUGACCUGUUCUUGAGGGAGGUGCUGAAACUGCCCACCACAGUCUUUGAGGGACCUUCCUUUGGUUACACUGAACAGGCUGCCAGGUCCUGCUUUGCACAGCAGAAAAGGGUUACCCUCAACGUUUUCCUGGACUCAGUUGUGUCUGAUCCACCUCCUCAGUGUCUGGUCUGGCUACCACUCAUGCAUCGACUGGCAAAUGUAGAAAAUGUCUUUCACCCCGUGGAGUGCUCGUACUGCCACAGCGAGAGUAUGAUGGGGUUCCGCUAUCGGUGCCAGCAGUGUCAUAAUUACCAGCUUUGUCAGGACUGUUUCUGGAGGGGCCAUGCGAGUGGUUCCCAUAGCAACCAGCACCAAAUGAAGGAGUACACAUCAUGGAAAUCUCCUGCUAAGAAGCUAACUAACGCACUUAGCAAGUCCCUAAGCUGUGCUUCCAGUCGUGAGCCUUUGCACCCAAUGUUCCCUGACCAGCCUGAGAAACCUCUAAACCUGGCCCACAUUGUCGAUACUUGGCCGCCGAGACCCGUAAACAGCAUGAAUGACUCCAUGUUCUCUCACUCAGUUCCCACCUCAGGAAGCCCUUUCACAAGUAAAAGGUGUGAGGGUGCAAACCACCCCAGUCCCGUGACUGAUGAAGCAGAUGGUGAUGAGCAUGCUCUAAUAAACCUGUAUGUAAGUCAGCUAACCAGCGACUCACGCUUACCUUACACCAAGAACGACGAAGUAGAGCAGAGCAAACUCUUGGUCAGAGCUGCCCCGUCUCUGCUGAAGGGGAAGGGGUUAAACUACAGCCUAGAUGUUGCCGAUAGACUGGCUGAUGAACAUGUGCUCAUCGGGCUGUAUGUCAAUCUGCUCCACAGAAAUCCCACACACAUGCUGGAGGGCUCCAGCCGCCUGGACGAGGAACACAGGCUCAUCGCGCGAUACGCCGCUCGGCUCGCCGCGGACGCCGCCUCAUCGCAACAAGCUCAACAGCAAAAGGCUGCUUCAGAAAUUGCCUUCACUCUUGAUGCGAACAAACAGCAGCGGCAGCUCAUUGCGGAACUGGAAAACAAGAACAGGGAGAUACUGCAAGAGAUCCAGCGGCUGCGUCUGGAACAUGAGCAGGCCUCCCAGCCCACGCCAGAGAAGGCCCAGCAGAACCCUACCCUUCUGGCUGAGCUGCGGCUCCUCAGGCAGCGCAAGGACGAGCUGGAGCAGAGGAUGUCCGCCCUGCAGGAGAGCCGCCGGGAGCUCAUGGUGCAGCUUGAGGGGCUGAUGAAGCUGCUGAAGGAGGAAGAGAUGAAGCAAACUACCCAGGGCGCCGGCUCGCCGCGCUCCUCGCCCAGCCACACCGUCAGCAGGCCCAUCCCCAUGCCGGUGCGCUCCUCCUCGGCCUGCUCCACGCCGACCCACACGCCUCAGGACUCCCUCACCGGCGUGGGAGGGGACGUGCAGGAGGCCUUUGCUCAGGGCUCCAGGAGGAACUUGAGAAACGACCUGCUGGUGGCAGCCGACUCCAUCACCAACACCAUGUCGUCUCUUGUCAAGGAGCUGCACUCGGAGGCCGGAAGCGAGACGGAGAGCAACGUGGACUCCGAAUUCGGGCGCACGCCCCUGGAUGAUCUGGUGCCCUCGCCCACCUCGGAGAAGGCCUUCCUUGCACAGAUUCACGCCAGAAAACCAGGGUACCACCCCAGCACCACGGCAGCGAGCACCAUCCGCAGCGACAUUGGCGCCGAAGACGGAGACUCCUUCGUGCGGACGGAGGACGAGAGCUACGAGAACGACUCAGUGCGCCAGCUGGAGAACGAGCUGAAGAUGGAGGAGUACCUGAAACAGAGCCGGCAGGAGAAAGCCUACAUGGUGAGCUACAGCCAAACCGACGAGGAGAGCUACGUGAGGACGGACGACGAGGAGAGCUGUAUCCGCACGGACGACGAAGAGGGCCUGCUGGCCCAGAGCGAGGAGUGGAAUGAACACAUGCGCCGUCUCUUGAACAGCAGAGCCUGCGGCAGCUCGGACAACUAGAGCACUGUAACUUCUCAAGAUUGUAGUUAGUUGUGUGUUUUAAACAAAUCGAAGCUUUUCUUUUAACGCUGUUCCUUUUUUAAUAACAGCAUCUUCAGUAUCAUCAUUCAUUCAAGCCAACAGGACAAGAAACACAAAAGAGCAGGUCAGGUGCUGUUGUUUUAAACAAUUGCAGUAUUAUUAUAAUCGUUAUAAUGGUUGCUAUUACAGUUACUCUUCAGAUUAGUACUUAGUUAUUUUGCACACACUGUAUACAAUCAAUGCUUGGUUUACAUCUGAAACACUAGUAUCCUUUCCAAAUAGAAAAGCUUUUUUUAGUUUUUUUUUUAAUAGAACAAGUUGUAAUACUUACAGUAGGUACACUUUAAAAAUCAUCCGUGUGCAUAUUUCAGAUCCAAAACGACACAACACAGUUCAAGUAAAAAGCUUUUCUUUACAUUUCAUCACAAGACUCUUUGCCUAAGAUAGUUCAAAGUAUAACCAAGGACCCAAUCCAGAAUUUAGAAUAGAACCGUUUUUAUUACAGCUACUCAGCCAUAUUGUUCUUGUAAAUAUAUAUAUUUUUGCCUGAUACAGAAUUUCAAACAUGAACUAGUGACACUGCUAAAAAUAAAUUAUAUAUGUAAAAAUCUAGUUUUUAAUCCACAACAUAUCGAAGUGAAAACUGUGAACCAGUCUGGAGAAUCUCAAUAACAGAGCUGUCUAUAUACCACAGGUGCCAUAAAAUCCAAUUGACUUUGAGAAUUAGUGUUCAAUCUUCCAUUUUGUCUUUUGGGUUGGUGUUUUUUAUUGUUGAUCCAAGCAUGUGUAAAGAAAAGGGGAUAAUAGAUAUUAGACGUACAUUGUUUUGAAGCAUACAGCUUUAUUUUUUAGUGUAAAAGUGAACUUGCUGUUCUGUUUUUUUUUUUAAAUUAUUUUCAACUGUGUGCACUGCCUACGAUUCCCAUAGGGCCCUGCAUGUUCUUUACUGUGCGAUAUUGCACAGUUGCUCAUGGGAGUUUGGACUAGCCAAAAGAAGCAAAGGUAACAAUAGAUGUAUAACUAUAAGAUUAUAAGAGCUGACAUUUAAAAUACGCCACUGAUUUAAUAAGCUUUUUAAAGCCAUGGAGAUAUUGGAAUUGGUAUUCAAGGCAUUGAAACGGGUCUUUUCAGUUCUUCAUUUCACUGCAUCUCUGAAGAAGACAUUAAAUAACAGUUCACGUUCAUUCUUUUUUUAAUUUGAGCAGAGAAAUUUGAACACAGAAUUUCAAAUGGUCUUUACAGGUUUCGAGGUUGGAUUGUUGGUACUGACAGUCGUAUGCCACUUUGAACAGUGACAGGGAAUACAGAUGUUGUGUGUGUUGACAGCACUGGAAAUUCUUUACAUUUGAAAUGCAUCUGAUCUUGACUUUUUUUAAGUAAACAAGAGCAACAUAAACCAAGGAACAGUGUUCUGUAAGCGCUUUUAUGGUAACCUCCGGAAGAAUGCUCUUAAAAUGAGUUACUGGAUUGUUAGAAACCUGAAUGAAUAUUUGAAUUUUGUUUUAGUGAUGUCUUUGGUUGACAAAUAGUGCUGAGUCUGUUUUCAAGGGUCCUCUUCACAAAAUGAUCACAAGUAACUACUAUACUUCAGAAUAUGGGCUUGAACUAGAGGCACACUAUUUCCACAUUUAUAGUAAUUGUGGUCAUAUAUAGUUAUAUAUAGUAUUUAUAGGAAAGAAGCUCUUAUAAUCUAAAAACUGACAAGACACUCUGACUGCUUCAGUGAUGGUUUCAGAGAGGUUACAUUUUCUCAAACAUAACUUGGACAUGACGCACACAGUUUUCUUACCAAGCCAAACCAUUUUUUUCACUUGAUGGAGAUGCAGACCUUUCGCUUCCACCUCACUCUCCUGAGUGAGGAGACUAAAUGAAGAUAUCGGAUACAGAAGUGCUUGUUCAAGCUCAUCUGAAGCAGGGCAUCCACAUUCAGCAUUUAAAUCAGUUUGUUGUACGUCACCAAUGUCUCGGUGUGCUAAAAUAAGAGGAUUGUUGAAUGUUCUUGUUUUCUGUGUUUGGUUUGUAUUUGAAUAGAGGUGUGCUUCUGACCCAGUUAAAAUUGUGCUUCACUCCUCUUGCAAAGCCAAGGGCCUAAGCGGCUGUACGAAUCUGUUCUCUUACAGAAAUGGAACCUGCACGGUCGGGCAUGUUCCAAUACUAUAUGUGCCAUUUUGCAACCCUCACUUUACAAUUCAGCCUUAAAUUUCAUUCUUGUGUUGCUACACAGAGCAGGGCACUUGUGAGUUAGUAAAACCUAAAUGGAAUGAUAGCACAGGAGUAUGAUACCAGUUGACUCAGGAUAAAUACCCACAGCAUAUAUAGCUAAAUCAGUUUAAAAAACAUUUCCUCACUUUGCAUGGAUGUUUAUUUCUUAACUUUUUUUGUUAGACUGUAACAUAUUUUGAAGCAGGAGCAGAGGAAAAAGACAUUUAUAAUUGCUCUGACGUAAUUGUAUGUUGUAGUAUUGAAGUACGUUUCCAGCAUAUAAGUAUGUACAUUUCUUUCAGUUACCUGUGUCAGUUACGGCACCAUUCUCACACAUAGAGAAGGAGAAGGGUAAAAAUAAUAACCUUCGAUUUCAUCUGUUCACUGAAUUAUGCCUUUUUUUUCUUUGUCCUACAAGAGCCCUUUGUACAAAGCAAAAGAAAAAUCUCAGAAAAUACAGAAGAGUUUCUAUUGUAAAACCUUACACAUGUACAGAUAUGUACACACUGGCUGAAGUUUGCACAUCCCUUGUAAAUAAUGAGAAAAUGUUCAUUCUCUGGUUAAUAAAUAACAGUGAUGAUGCGCGUAAAGCAAACAAACUGAUGUUUAUGCAUAUUUGAAAAAAUCAAUCGAAAGUCCAAGGACAAAUUUCUGUAACGGGUAUAGAAACUUUCACUGUCUAUAACUGUAAAUAGGUAAAGGAAAUCUUUCUAAUCGAGACCCCCUAGGACAACAGUAGCUGUUGGUAUUGCAACAACAGUAUUGGGCCUCACAGCAACACCUUGUUGUCACUUUAGGAUAAAGGAUCUUUUUAACAGCUCCCUGGACUAGAGUGCAGGAGGAGUGUGUAAUAGGGAGCUGGCAGGUAGUUUGACGUUCAGCCUGUUACACUUGCAUUUCUGCCAAUGUACUGUAUAUUCACGCCUGCAGCAGCCUGAUGUCCUGCUCGGGGUGUGACUGGAGAUGGAACUCUGUCCAUCUCUCUUGCCCUUCCUGUGCCCUGUCAGCAAAGGACUGGGUGUUUGGAGUUUCAAUAUAUGGUCAGGGACAAUUGUUUUAAGGCACUGUCUAUCUGUCUGUCGCCCGCAGUUCUUUUGGUUAUAAACACAAUUAGCCAUACGAAGACUCCAAAGCUUUCACUAUGUAAGCAACAGCUAGUUCUUGUUUAAACCGAUAAUUAGAAAUAUACUUAGAGAGCUAAAUUAGGGACUUUCACCACUGGUUGUGUUCAAGGUUGACUUUCUCGUGGAAGGAAAUGACACAAGGGUGACGUGGAUGUGAAGUUCAUUUGAUGAAGAGCUCAGUUUGUUAAAGAAACAGCUUACCAGGCAGGAGACAAUAUAUGCAACGUGUGUGGCAGGGUGUCCUGGAAUGUAAUUCAUUCAGAGCAGAUAAGUAGAGACGUUUUAAGGUUCUUUUUUUAUUGGAUGCAAUUUCAUACACUUUCAAAUAUGGAAAAUUCCUCUUAACGGGAGUCCGUUGCCUUUUAAAGUGAUAACCUUGUGUGUUCGGUCCUGCAUGUAUCAGAUGAAUACGGAAAGCCCAUAUCCUUGAAUCGAGUAACAAACGCAAAUACAAAUGCACAGUUUUCACAUGCGCGGUUCAAUAAGUCUUUCAAAUGAACGUUGCUGUCACCCUGAACAGGGUUUUCUGCUGUGUGCCGUCUGCUCGAGAAAGGGGUUUCAGAGCAGAGGUGUCCUGUGCUGGGAUGGGGCGGGACCAGUGUGUGCAGGUUCUCAUCACAACUCAGCUCCUAAUGAGCUAAACUCAGCUGCUUGUUGGCCUAACUGGACCAGUUGAACAGCGUGUCCAAGCUCUAGGUUCUGCUGCGUUCAGAGACCUUGAAAGCCUAAAGAGCCAUUGGCCCUGCAGGACCAGAACUGGACACUCCUGCCGCAGGGCUGUGGCGACUGAGUCUUUGUUGGGAAUGGUACGACUUCUCUUACAGUACGAAAGGCUGAGAGUCUGUUUGGAGCCACAGACAAGUAGCUGUGUCCAGGGAGGCUCUUAGUCUUGGGAAGCGGGGAGCAGAUGGGAACUAUCUGCACACAGCCUGGCUCUGCCCAUCUUUCAGUACACUGUGGCCGUGUCUAGGUCUGCCUAACUCGGAGGCCAGACCCCUUAUUUAUUUUCUGUGUUUUCUUUCUCCCCGUUUUUCAUAAGAUCACGCCUGUAGUGUUGUUGUGUAAAUACUGCGAAUCAUGGUUGCAGGAAUGGAAGAAAAAAAAAAGCUUACAGAUAAAAAUAUGGUUCACUCAGCUGAAAUAAGCUGUAUGUACGAAACCGCCUUUGUCCUGAAUAUUAAGGGCAUUGUAUUCUGAACCAAAAAUGUAAAAACUGUCCAGUCACCAUGACUAACUAUACGAAACCUUUUAACGUUACUACUGUACUUGACACCACUAGAAGUAAUAUACUAAGUGUGGAAACACUAAAUAAUUCUGAUUUCACAUCAUUCAUUGGUAUUGUAAUAGAACUACUGAUGUCUGUUUUGUAUUGUUGUUAAGUAUUGUUUUUUUGUGUGUUGGAAACAACUGGGACAUGUUAUAUUUUGAAGUGAUUAAAAUAUUUAACUGUGUGUCUGUAUUUUGGAAUGGAAUUAUUACUUCAUUAAAAAGAGGAUUUUUAAAAA
Molecule: messenger RNA, 9854 nt
Organism: Lepisosteus oculatus (spotted gar)
Lineage: Eukaryota; Metazoa; Chordata; Actinopteri; Semionotiformes; Lepisosteidae
Source: RefSeq, a predicted model, not a curated record